AUGCCUAAAUGUUUAUAUUAUAAGAAAGUUUUUAUAAAUCAGCAAGCAUUAGGUAAUCAUAUAAAAAAACAUUUGGAUGAUAGUAAUGAAGAUUUAUCUUUGCCAAAUAAAGUGAUUCAUACCAAUUUGGUUGAAAUAACAAACAGAGUUCUUAAUGAUCAAAACAAGCUUGAGAGCCAAAAUUUAUUUGUAAAAAAAGAUAUGAAUUAUAAACAACAUUGUUUUAAAUAUAACUUAGAUAACAGUUUAGGAGAGAUUAAUUUUAAUGUAAACAGCUUUGUUGAAAACCAAAAUCCUAGCAUCUUAUCUUUUAAUUACAUAAAUGAUAUUCGAAAUUAUGAAUCACAGGACAUUGAAUUUUUUAAUUAUAAUGAUUUUCAAAGCAAUACAUCAGAUAGAUCUAUUGAAAAACAGGUCAUUGAACUUUUUGAUCAAAGUGAUUCACAAAGUAAUGAUUAUAGUGAUUCUCAAAGUAAUGAUCAUAGUGAUUCUCAAAGUAAUGAUCAUAGUAAUUCUCAAAGUAAUGAUCAUAGUGAUUCUCAAAGCAAUACAUCUGAUGUACAAUCAGAUUUAUUAGACAUUACAGAUGUUGACUUUAAUGAAUAUGCUGAAUAUGAUGAUUUGUAUUCUGGAAAAUCAAAAGGUCCUGAAGAUAUAUAUCAAGAAUUUCUACUGGAAUAUAUGCUUAAGUUUAGAACAGUGCUAAUAGGAUACACCAACUCUUAA
Molecule: messenger RNA, 726 nt
Organism: Cetraspora pellucida
Lineage: Eukaryota; Fungi; Glomeromycota; Glomeromycetes; Diversisporales; Gigasporaceae
Source: the annotation of a GenBank genome assembly